UGCCGGUCGCGAUGAUGCUUGAACGAGCACUGCAAGCAAUUACGUCGGAAUCAGCCCAGUUUGAGCAAUGUCUGAACGCAUGAAAAAACCCAUUAUGAAGAAUUUAAUCCGCUGUACGUGUCUCUACCUAUCCACCGUAUUCUCCUCGUAACACUUUUGCCCAAUGGCCACGACAUUAACGGCCACCCCGCCGUCGCCGCCUCCGCCUCCGCCGCCAUCGUCCACCACUCAUCAAACGUCAGAGUCGCUGGUCCGAGCAGCAGCCUCUCCCGACCAACCUCACCACCACAACCACAACUACCUUCAUCACGACCACGUCCAUCACGACCAUACCCACCCCCAAUCCCCGCGCGUCUUCUACCUGCACUUCGCCCCAAAGCAUCGCGUCCUCGUCGCCGGCAUCACAAACUCCUGGAAGUGAGCCAUGGAGACCAUCAAGUCGUUCCUCUGGAAGCCCGACCCCGAAACCCAAAAACGCAAAUGCAACGCCCUGGUGCGGUCCAACGUGCGCAAGCUCGACCGGGACAUAGUGCAGCUGAAGCAAGCCGAGCAAAAAACGAAGACGUACAUACUGCAAGCGUCGCGGCGGGCGCAGCGCAACCCGGCCAUGGCGAAGCAAGCAGCCCAGGACACGCGCG
Aplosporella prunicola CBS 121167 is the source of this 638-nucleotide messenger RNA. RefSeq lists its product as uncharacterized. The record is from RefSeq and is a predicted model, not a curated record. The coding region runs from base 164 to 421 and encodes 85 amino acids. Lineage: Eukaryota; Fungi; Ascomycota; Dothideomycetes; Botryosphaeriales; Aplosporellaceae. The transcript is spliced from 2 exons.